AGGUGCGCGCAGGGGGACCUGUUGGAAAUGACGGGAGCUGAAUUCCUGUUUCAGCACAGAAACCACAACAAGCAGCCCGGAGUGUGAAGCAGAGAGCAGCGAGCCGGCGGAAAACAGGGUAAUGCUCAAUGGAGACGCUCAUGAGUGCCGUGGCCCCGCGCGCACCGGCGGCGGUGAAGCGGGUGUCCGAGGUGGACUUCCGCUCGGGCACGACGCUGGAGCAGCUGUCGGCGCAGGUGCAGGAGCUAGUGCUGCUGGAACAGGGCGAGUUUGGAGACCAGACCGCGCUCGAGGUGCACACGGCCAAAGACUUCAUCUUUAACAUGCUGGGGUUGGUGCAGAAGGUUGACAAGCGACUGCCGGUUGCCAAUGAGUACCUAUUGUUGUCAGGUGGGGCCAGGGAAGGUGUUCUUGACCUUAACCCAGAGGACCUAGGUGACUACGCCAAAGGUGUAGACUUUGAUUUGGACUUCACUCUGCUGGUGCCUGCUCUUAAACUUCAUGACCGCAAUCAGCCUGUGACGCUGGACAUGAGGCAUUCGCCACCAUGCCAUUCAUGGCUGAGUCUGCGCCUAUGUGACCCUACAAUGCUGGCACGUUGGCAUAUCUGCUGUCAAGACGAGAAUAAUAGAGAGAAUAAUGAUGAUGAGGAGGAGGAAGAAACUGGUGUACUACGAGGUUCAAUCCCUUCCCUGCAGCCUCCUCAGUCAUUAGAUGGAUGCUACUUCUCUCCAUUAUUGGUCGCUGAUUGGUUCUGGAGUGUAGUUGUGACGGCGGUGGAAGAGUUGCGACAGAAUCCUCAAAGAGGGAUUCCUGUUCCUGAUCGUGUGGAGCGGAAUGGGCCACUUACCACACUGAUUCUCACUGCAGGAACUAGCCGUAUCCUCUACGACCUGCUUCCAGUGGUGUCGUUUCGAGGCUGGCCAGCUGUCGCACAAGGCUGGCUCACGACCAACCAUUUCUGGGAUGGCAAAAUAACAGAAGAGGAGGCCAUUAGUGGAUUCUAUCUGCUUCCGUGUUGCUCUCCAGCUGUCAGCUCCUCAAUCAGACCUGACCGUGAAUGGAGACUUGCCUACUCCCGCAGUGAGGUGCAGCUAAAAAAAUGCGUGCCCUACCCAAUGGCACAAGCCUUCCAAGCAGCUAAAGCUGUACUUUCAAGACUUUUAUCCCUCGCACUGGGUCUUAGCCUCUACCACCUACGUACCUUGAUGUUUGGGCAUGCGAUCUGAUUGCCUUCUACGUACCUUAGUGUUCCAGAUCAUGAGACGCCUGCACGGCUGUUCCUUGGUCUUCUUGAUGACUUGGCUCAUUGUAUUCUGGGCAAAAAUUGUCCUAAUUACUUCCUUCCACAGUGCAACAUGUUAGAGCACCUCUCGGACAGUGCAGCUCUGUUAGUUGCACGGAAACUUGCACAUUUACGUUCUGAUCCGGCAGAGCACUUAAGAGCAGCUUUGGAUCAGGCACAACAAGCCAUGCCAACUCAAGGCGUGAGGCUGCGGAAGCUGCGAGCAAUGGCAAUGGCUAUCUUCACAAGCCAAGGAUAUGGUGCUGGAUCACCACAAGAUGACCGGCUAGCACAACGACUGCAACAACUUGUGACCGAAAACCCGGGCAAGUCCAUUUCCGUUUUCCUCAACCCAAGAUGACGUACACGUCCGCAUUUCCGCAUUGAUGAUAAGUUCUACUGAGCAGACUGGUUUACACACUGCCAAAAGUACUAAAACCAUAGACAACUGAAUUUAUAGAGGACAUAAUCAUGCCACUGUGCUUCUGUAUUUAACCAAAUCAUCCAUUGAGAGUUUUCUCUCUGACUUGCUUGACAAGGCUGACUACAAUCAAAGCUCCUACUUGACACUCCAUUGUCACAAAUGUCAAGAAGAACAAAAGUAACAGGAGAAAGGAUAGAAUUUAGAAGCAACUCACACGUAUCCUGAUGAAAUCCCAAUUGUCUGACUGUACAUCAAGUAGAUUUGAUCCAACGAUAUUACUCUGUAGAGUUUGAUGGGUGUUUUAACCUACUACUCAAUACUACUAAGAAUAGACACUGCUUCUGUUUUCUGCUGUAUUUCACAGUGAAUCCCGAGGGCAGUAGAACUGGAAAACCAACUAGGCCAAGGUACAAUAUGAUGAAACUGAAUGUAAUUUUAUUAUUUUUUUGGUAUGUGUGGGGAGAAGUUUGUGACUAUUGAUCACAUAAGCUUCUCUUUCUUCAGUCUGUCAGUUACCCUGCUUGCUCCCCUUCUCAGGUACAUUUUAUUUCUUUCAACUGCUGAGUUUUGAGCCGUUCUAAAGUCAAAAACAACAAAAGCGGAAAGAGAGGAAAAAGACUAGGACGAACUCUCAAAUCCAGGCCUUGACGUUUAAGAAGCUGUUGUACAGCCGUAGAUACUAUCUUUUUGAAACAAAUACUGUUCAAAGAUAUUUUUGUUUAUGUCUUAGAUUUUGAAGUUCGACACUGAUGAUAGUCUCUGAAACUUGAUAUAAUAUUUUAGGUUCUGGUUAGUGAUUGAUUGAACUGAUGAUUAAUGCUGAUUGCGUAUCCUCUUGGUUUCUGAUUGGAUUCUAAUCUGCACAUGAAGAGUAUGUGUUAGUGUUAUUCUAAGGGCUUUAAUUUGUCAAUCAUUGGUGCAUAUUUCUAGAACAAAGAUGCUUUGGAAAGUAGGGUCUUGUGUCGAUAAAGGUUUGCCAACACUGUGCACUGGAACUAGAUCUAGUGCAGGCAACACUAGAGAAAGGAUAGAGAGAAUGUGUAAACAAACAGAAGACUUUUUUGGUAUGUUUGUGUGUGAACGGGUUCUACAGUAUCUGGCUUUUGCAGAUUUGCAUUGGUGGCUCUGGGAGGCAGAGAUGGAUGGAGAAAGUCAAACGCGACGUCCACGGGAUAGAUUAGGCCGAACCAAUGGGACUCGCGGGACUGCAGACAUCUGCUCGCCCUCACUCAUUGUCGCUUUCGGUCUCCUUAAAUCCUUCCCUCUGCAUCAGCCUCAAUCUCUGGCUGUUUUUUAUCCAUCUCUACCUUCUUGACUGCGCUCAAGGAUUAAAGAACAAUGUUACAUGUGUAUUCAGCAUAAAUCGCAUUAGUGCCCAGUGGGAGUUGGCAGACUUUUCAUGUGUGAUGCUGACAUGGCUGCUGCGCCUAUAGAGAGCAAUCAGCAACAGUGUUGCCUUUGAAUGACAGCAAAAUGGCAAGGAAAAAGCUUUUUCUAGAGUAUUUCUUAUUCAAUUAUGUGCUACUGAGUAGAGUUGCUCAUGGUUACACAUUUGUCUGCUGUAUGCCAAGAAAAAGACACCAAAGAGAGGUUUGAUAAGGUGGAAUAUCAUGAGUUCUUAAAGAAAGCAGAUGUAUCUGUGUGGAUAUAGUCAGGGUUUGACACUGUAUACCUUAAAAGGCCUAUUUAGUGGGUUUAUAUCAUAAAAUGCUUGAAUCAAUAUUCGUAAUGCUGUUUUAAAUGUUUUUCUGCGUAUAUUAUGAGCGUUGUUUAGCACAAUACCUGAUAUUCAAAUGAACAGUGGUACUAUGCAAGAUUUCAGAAUCAUCUCUGUGAUUGAGAUGUUAAGGCCUACCGUGGCUGUUAUAAUUACCAAGAGUGUUUUAUACAGUAAUUUCAUUGGCAAAAAAAAUGAAUCUGCGUCAGGGCAUGAUGAAAUGUUCCGGAUGCAUUUCAGGUUAAGUGUCUGAAGGAAGCCAAAGCACAUUUGUUUUCCUUCCUAGCUUUGUAAUGAUGUGGUCCCAGUGUUUCUUGAUCUGACAGCAUAAUCCCUUGGGUCGUGCCGUGUUUUUUUUUUAAUCUGAAAAGAAAAUACGAAUGUAAACAUAUUUUACCUCUUGAGUUCAAUGAAAUCACACUCCCUGAAUGGACAUAGAACGAUGUAUAUUUAUGUGGUACCAAAUAUUCAUACGUUUAUCUUUAUUUAUCGAUUGUGCCUCAAAAGGCAUUUAAUUAUAAAUUUUUUUAAAGUAAUGGUGUGAAGAUGCUGGUCGUAGCAUGAAAUAAAAUAUUAGAUCAA
Danio aesculapii is the source of this 4008-nucleotide messenger RNA. It is a transcript of the gene tmem102, whose product is annotated as transmembrane protein 102. NCBI's taxonomy places the organism in Eukaryota, Metazoa, Chordata, Actinopteri, Cypriniformes, Danionidae. The record is from RefSeq and is a predicted model, not a curated record.